Molecule: messenger RNA, 3027 nt
Organism: Rhinichthys klamathensis goyatoka
Lineage: Eukaryota; Metazoa; Chordata; Actinopteri; Cypriniformes; Leuciscidae
Product: protein jagged-1b
Exons: 14
Coding region: 340-2649 (769 amino acids)
Biological process (GO): heterophilic cell-cell adhesion; establishment or maintenance of epithelial cell apical/basal polarity; multicellular organism development
Cellular component (GO): plasma membrane; protein-containing complex
Molecular function (GO): calcium ion binding
Source: RefSeq, a predicted model, not a curated record
UCCUGGCAACUUUAACCACUAGUGCUUCCCACGGUGAUGCGCAGUGAGUCUCGCGCCCUGCACGCGCACACACCAGCCUGUCCGGUUCACGUGAGGGUAAAGAGCAGCUUUCAGUGAGUGGGAAAGUAAAUGGGAUAAAAAAAUCCAGUCAGUAGACCAGCAGGUCGAACAUUCAAAGCUUCUUAACCGCAGCAGGUGGAAAGAGGAGGAAGAGCUCGAGGAGAAGGAGGAGGCGCGCGCGCGGAGUGUAGAAAGACCUCCGUGGUUUUAUCAUUUACCUGUGCAUCUCAUUUGCCACCUUUAAUUUGCUCGUUCUCAGGCUGUCUUCAUAAUGGACAGAUGGACAGUGUGAAGAGAGCGUCACCAAACAGGGAAAGGCUGUUGCGUACGCACAGACCAAGUGCGCAAAUGUCUGCUAUGAGACUGGAUAGAGACAGAAAGAGUUGGCACUCCUGGGAGAGCUCGAGGACGGGCAGAAGGAGUGCAGUUAGGGCGAUGAUAAGGGAUGUAGUGCACGGACAGCACUGGACCGUGAUUCUCCUGCUCUCGCUCGCGCUACAGCCGCAGGUUGUGUCUGCGGUGGGCAAAUUUGAGGUGGAGAUUCGACAGUGGCUGAACCCUCAGGGCUUUCUACAGAGUGGUCAGUGCUGUGACCCCCAGGCCAGCGGGGGGCAGCGCUGCUCAUCAGGUGAUCAGUGUGACACCUUCUUCAAGGCCUGUCUGAAGGAGUACCAGGCUCGGGUUUCACCGACCGGCACCUGUACUUACGGCACUGGCAGCACACCUGUCCUGGGUGGCAACUCCCACACCUUACAUCACCAUGGAAAUGAGGGAAGUGACAGCAGAAAUGGACGGAUUGUAAUCCCAUUUAAAUAUGCAUGGCCAAAAUCGUUUUCCCUGGUGAUCGAGGCUCUGGAUCAUGACAAUGAAACAUCAGAGGCAGGUCGGGAGGAAUUAAUAGAGCGAGUGCUGCUUUCCUCUAUGCUGAACCCAGGUGAGAAGUGGCAGUCGUUCCCCCAUCACGGUCACAGGUUUAAUCUGGAAUACCGCCUGCGAUUCCGCUGUGAUACCAAUUACUACGGCCCACUCUGCAACAAACUCUGUCGAGCACGAGAUGACUUUUUCGGCCAUUUUGACUGUGAUCCUUACGGGAUUAAGGUGUGUAAGGAGGGCUGGACUGGAGCAGAGUGCCGACAGGCGGUGUGUAAGCAGAGAUGUCACGUGGACCACGGUUCCUGCGAUGUGCCCGGAGAAUGCAAGUGUCAUUAUGGCUGGAAGGGUGAUCUGUGUGAUGAGUGCGAGACGUUUCCUGGGUGUGAUCAUGGCACUUGCACUGAACCCUGGAAGUGUGUGUGUGACACAAAUUGGGGCGGCCUGCUCUGUGACAAAGAUCUGAAUUAUUGUGGUAACCAUCAGCCAUGCAAGAACGCUGGUACUUGUACCAACACUGAACCGAACGAGUACCUGUGUGUGUGUCAGGAGGGCUUUCGUGGCCGCAACUGUGACAUCGUGGAGCACGCUUGUCUCUCCUCUCCAUGUGGGAAUGGAGGAACGUGUAUUGAAGACCCAACAGGCUUCAGCUGUGUCUGCGCGUCGGGCUGGACGGGACCCUCCUGUGCCUCCGCAGUGUUGCAGUGUGACUCCAGUCCUUGUGGUCGUGGGGCCACAUGUCAAGAGACGGAGCAAGGUUUCCAGUGUCUAUGUCCUCCAUUCUGGACCGGCAGAACCUGCCAGCUCGACACUAAUGAAUGUGAGACUGGCGUGUGUGUCAAUGCUCGCUCCUGCCGUAAUCUGAUUGGAGGAUAUUUGUGUGACUGCCUUCCCGGUUGGUCAGGAGCAAACUGUGACAUCCGGAACAGUAGCUGCCAGGGCUUGUGUCUGAAUGGAGGACACUGUAAGGACUCCCAGUGUGUGUGUUUGCCGGGAUUCUCUGGGAAACUGUGCCAGACAGCAGUAAACGCCUGUGACAGCAAUCCUUGUGUAAAUGGAGGGCAGUGUGUCGAGCGUCAGGAUGGCAGAGGCAUGUUGUGCAGUUGCCCGCUGGGAUACACUGGCUCCUACUGUGAGGCGGAACUGGAUCUCUGUAAUCCCAACCCCUGCCCGAAGGGGGCGCCAUGCCACAGUACAGGAGGAGGCUACAAGUGUGCCUGUCCUGAGGGUUACUUUGGAAACGACUGCCUGAGCCUGAAGGAUCCAUGUCAUGAACCCCAUUGCCAAGGAGCCGUGUCAGACCCAGGGGUGAGCGGGUUCAGUCUUUAUAUGGUGUUGGUGGGUGUGUUUGCCCUGCUUGUGUCGGGCAGCUGCUCUGUGUGUGCAUUACUACUGUCCCGUCUGCACCACCGCCAUCGAACCAAAGAGCAGCUGCGCACCUCAGCGCCCGAAGACAACGCCAUUAACAACCAGCGGCUCUGCACUCUCAUCCGUAACCUGGACCACAGCGUGGCUCUGCUGCCUCCUGCCCAAACAGUGCCCACCUCGGUGCCCACGCCAGUGCUCUGCAGCGAAGAGAUCGAGCUCACUCUUCCUCCCUCACCUGCACCCUCUCCGGCUCUCAAACCAGCACUCGGACCCAAGAUGGACAUCUGCAACCGCCAGCGCGAGAAACUCAACCGCUUCCACUAUGCAGAAAACCAGGACCUGGAGGUGUGACUGACUGCACUGUGACCUCUGGGGGAAUAAAUGACUUCUGCUGUGGUCUCUUAAUCAACCUCUGCUGAUGAACCUUGACCUCUGAGCUUUGCGUUAUAGAGAUCUGAGAGGGUUCAAACUGGGAAGGAUAUUAUUGGCACGCUCAACUGAAGAAACUCUAUUGACAGACAGAGUCCAAAAUUUGUAUUUGCUGCCUUGCCAAUGAUCGUUGAAUUAAAGGCACACUAUGUAAGAUUUCUGGAUUCAAAUAUCCAAUAAUCAAUAGAACAAUGUUAUAUAUUUUGUUGAUUUGUGUACUUACAUUAUCCCAAAUGUUUCUAAGAAUGUUUACAUUCAGAGAAAUGAGCAGUUUUUAAACAGUCGCCUAUCGAUGACAUC